This is a messenger RNA of Castor canadensis (American beaver), 1937 nucleotides long. RefSeq names its product reticulon 4 receptor (gene Rtn4r). Gene Ontology annotation, biological process: positive regulation of Rho protein signal transduction. The record is from RefSeq and is a predicted model, not a curated record. Gene Ontology annotation, molecular function: ganglioside GM1 binding; protein binding; ganglioside GT1b binding. Gene Ontology annotation, cellular component: plasma membrane; external side of plasma membrane. NCBI's taxonomy places the organism in Eukaryota, Metazoa, Chordata, Mammalia, Rodentia, Castoridae.
CCGCGCCGCGAGCGCCCCGCCAGUCCGCGCCGCCGCCCUCGCCCUGCGCGCCCGCGGCUCGCGAGCCAAGCCCCAGCCGGGCAAAGCGGAGCGCGCCGAGCCUCGUCCCGCGGCCGGGCCGGGACCGGGCCGGAGCGGCGGCGCCUGGAUGCGGACCCGGCCGCGGGGAGACGGGCGCCCGCCCCGAAGCGACUUUCAGUCCCUGACGCGCCCUGCCCGACCCCUAAGAUGAAGAGGGCGUCUGCCGGAGGGAGCCGGCUGCUGGCAUGGGUGUUGUGGCUACAGGCCUGGCAGGUGGCGACACCAUGCCCUGGUGCUUGCGUGUGCUACAAUGAGCCCAAGGUGACGACCAGCUGCCCCCAACAGGGCCUGCAGGCCGUGCCUGCUGGCAUCCCAGCCACCAGCCAGCGCAUCUUCCUGCACGGCAACCGCAUCUCCCACGUGCCAGCCUCCAGUUUCCACGCCUGCCGCAAUCUCACCAUCCUGUGGCUGCAUUCCAAUGCAUUGUCCCGAAUUGACGCAACUGCCUUUGCUGGCCUGACCCUCCUGGAACAGCUGGACCUCAGCGACAACGCACAGCUUCGUGCAGUGGACCCCGCUACGUUCCAAGGCCUGGGCCGCUUGCAUACGCUGCACCUGGACCGCUGCGGCCUGCGGGAGCUGGACCCUGGCCUAUUUCGUGGCCUGGUUGCCUUGCAGUACCUCUACCUGCAAGACAACGGGCUGCAGGCACUGCCUGAUGACGCCUUCCGUGACCUGGGCAACCUCACACACCUUUUCCUGCACGGCAACCGCAUCCCUAGUGUGCCUGAGCGCGCCUUCCGUGGCUUGCACAGCCUCGACCGCCUCCUCCUGCACCAGAACCACGUGGCCCGUGUGCACCCGCACGCCUUCCGUGACCUCGGCCGCCUCAUGACGCUCUACCUGUUUGCCAACAACCUCUCCAUGCUGCCCUCCGAGGCCCUGGCGCCCCUGGGGGCCCUGCAGUACCUGCGGCUCAAUGACAACCCCUGGGUGUGCGACUGCCGGGCACGCCCACUCUGGGCCUGGCUGCAGAAGUUUCGCGGGUCCUCAUCAGAGGUGCCCUGCAGCCUCCCCUCACGCCUAGCUGGCCGUGACCUCAAGCGCCUGGCUGCCAGUGACCUGGAGGGCUGCGCUGUGACUGCUGGGUCCUUCCAUCCUGUCCAGAUGGGCAGGCUCACCGAGGAGGAGCUGCUGGGCCUGCCUAAGUGCUGCCAGCCAGAUGCUGCAGACAAGGCCUCAGUGCUGGAGCCUGGGAGGCCAGCCUCAGCCGGCAAUGCACUCAAGGGGCGUGUACCACCUGGUGACAGCCCACCUAGUAAUGGCUCAGGCCCACGGCACAUCAAUGACUCUCCCUUUGGGACCCUGCCCAGCUCUGCGGAGCCCCCACUGACUGUACUGCGGCCCGAGGGCUCCGAGCCACCAGGACUGCCCACCACUGGCCCUCGCCGGAGGCCGGGGUGUUCUCGCAAGAACCGCACCCGAAGCCAGUGCCGCCUGGGCCAAGCAGGCAGUGGGGGGACUGGGGCCAGUGAUGCUGAGGGCUCAGGUGCCCUGCCAGCCCUGGCCUGCAGCCUCGUGCCCCUGGGCCUUGCACUGAUGCUGUGGACGGUGCUCGGACCCUGCUGACCUGCCACGAGAGCUUCUCGGCAGCCAGGUGUGUGUACAUACGGGGUCUCCCUCCGCACCACCAGCCAGAGCUGGGACAGACCCCACAGAGCAGGCUAGGCCCUCCCUGACGGACACCUCCCCCCCAGCCCACCCCAUCUCCACCCCAUCAUGUUUACAGGGUUCCAGGGGGUGGCGUUUGUUCCAGAACGUCAUCUCCCACCCGGAUUGCGGUAUAGAGAGAUACGCAUUUUAUUUUACUUGUGUAAAAAUAUCGGAUGACGUGGAAUAAAGAGCUCUUUUCUUAA